AUGCAAUACCACGCACUGAGUCUUGCAGCCCACGGGGCGAAAGUGGACAUCAUCGGAUACGCUGGGUCGGAAACUCACCCAGACAUCUCAAGGAGUUGUAUGAUUGACAUCAUCCCGGUUCAACCAUUUCCUCCCCAGCUCCAAACAUCCAACAGACUCUUGUUCCUCCUCCUGGCGCCUCUCAAAGUUCUUUGGCAGAUCUGGAGUCUCUACCGUGCCCUUGGCCACAGAACAGUCGCCGCCAAGUGGAUGCUCAUCCAAAACCCUCCGUCCAUACCGACAUUGGCUGUUUGCCAGGCCAUCUGCUUCAUCCGCAACACACGUCUAGUCAUCGACUGGCAUAAUUUUGGAUAUUCGAUCCUCGCUCUCCGGCUGGGCCCCUCCCACCCUCUGGUCAAACUAGCUAAAUGGUACGAAGGCUUCUUUUCCUCGCAUGGUGUCCACGCCCACUUCGCGGUAACGAAUGCAAUGUGCCGAGUCCUGAAGGAGAGCUGGGAUGUGGACGCUAUGCCCUUGCACGAUCGACCACCAGCCAUAUUUCAGCCUCUUACCACCCCUCAAAGGACAGAUCUUCUACGACGCCUACCAGGGACAGAAAAGCAUGCAGAAGAUAUUCUCGCGGGACUUUGCCGACUAGUUGUGAGCUCGACCUCCUGGACUCCAGAUGAAGACUUCUCCGUACUACUUGAGGCCUUGGUAAAGUACUCUUCAAUGGUAGAUGCGAAUCCAGAACUGCCGAACAUCAUCGCCRUCAUCACUGGGAAAGGACCGCAGAGAGACCACUACCUCCGCGAGAUCCAGGCUCUCACUGCAGCGGAAAAACUACAGCAUGUCGUCGUCACGACCGCGUGGCUAAGCGCAGAGGACUACGCGCUCUUACUGGGCUCCGCAGAUCUCGGCGUCAGUCUACAUACUUCAUCAUCGGGAGUCGAUCUUCCGAUGAAAGUCGUCGAUAUGUUCGGCACUGGUCUACCUGUUGCGGGGUGGAGUGCGUUUGAGGCAUGGCCGGAAUUGGUGCAGGAGGGUAAAAAUGGCCUGGGCUUCGAGAGUGCGGGACGGCUAGCUGAGAUACUAGAGGACAUCUUUGGAGAUGAUGGUGAGAAGCUUUUCGAGCUCAGGAGGGGCGCUAUGGAGGAGUGCAAGCGGCGAUGGGAUGAUGAGUGGAUGCCCGUUGYAGGGCGGUUAUUUCAAUUGAAAUCUUGA
Messenger RNA from Ramularia collo-cygni, 1203 nucleotides. RefSeq names its product related to beta-1,4-mannosyltransferase. Gene Ontology annotation, molecular function: mannosyltransferase activity. The transcript has a single exon. The coding region runs from base 1 to 1203 and encodes 400 amino acids. NCBI's taxonomy places the organism in Eukaryota, Fungi, Ascomycota, Dothideomycetes, Mycosphaerellales, Mycosphaerellaceae. The record is from RefSeq and is a predicted model, not a curated record. Gene Ontology annotation, cellular component: endoplasmic reticulum.